Molecule: messenger RNA, 906 nt
Organism: Aspergillus tanneri
Lineage: Eukaryota; Fungi; Ascomycota; Eurotiomycetes; Eurotiales; Aspergillaceae
Product: carbon-nitrogen hydrolase family protein
Exons: 2
Coding region: 1-906 (301 amino acids)
Molecular function (GO): hydrolase activity, acting on carbon-nitrogen (but not peptide) bonds, in linear amides
Source: RefSeq, a predicted model, not a curated record
AUGGCUCCCAUCUUCAGGAUUGCUGUUAUUCAACUCUACGUCAAGCCCCUCCGCCCGGCAGAGAACUUUGCUAAAGCUGUCAAAUUCAUCCGCGAUGCUGCCGCACAGGAAUGUAAUUUGGCAGUCUUACCAGAAUGCCAUCUGACGAACUGCCCCAUGGACGACCCUCGAUUUGUCCCCCUAUGUACUGACUGGGAGACAUAUCUGCAUAAAUAUCAAGCCCUCGCGAAGGAAUGCAACAUCUGUAUCGUACCCGGUUCAAUUGUCCAAACAAUCCCAGACACGGCACCUCACUCCGACAGACCGAAGCUGGAGAAUGUAACCUACUUCAUCUCCAACACCGGCCAGAUCCUGGGUUCGUAUACGAAAAAGAAUCUCUGGGGUCCCAUGGAGAGCAAACUUAUUCGAUCUUCGGGAAAUGCACCUCAUAGAGUGAUCCAGACCCCACUGGGCCCGGUGGGCUUGCUACUCUGUUGGGAUCUGGCCUUCCCUGAAGCAUGUCGCGAGCUUGUCUAUCAGGGUGCAAAAAUCAUUAUUAUGCCGAUAUUCCUCACACGACACCAUUUAUCAGAUGCAGGCCAUCGAUGGAACCCUUCAGGCAUAUGCGCCUUUGUAGACAAUAUUCUUGCGGCGCGCGCAUGUGAGAACACCUGUGCCAUGGUAUGUGCCAAUGCUGGGGGUCCUUCACAGCAUUACUUCGGUCACUCGCAGAUUACGCUCCCGUAUGUCGGGCCUAUGGCGCGUCUGGGGACGUCUACGGAGGGCAUUAUGGUAGCAGACUUGGAUAUGGCCAUUCUGGAUGAUGCAGAGGCGAAUAUUAACGUGCGGGCGGACUUGACUCGGGAGGACUGGCAUUACAGCUACAGUCGUCGGGAUGGACAGAUUCAGCCGGGGGCGAAAUUGUAA